ACUGCAAACUCAGCUUUUUCAGUCCCUCCAGGCAGGAGGGGGUGGGAGGAUGGGGGUACAGAGUGCAUCGGCUGCAAACAGACGUGGCAGUAAUGCACCGUCAAGAGGCCAGACCACAUUUUCCAUCUUCAUGAUCACUUCCGGCCCUAGCCUCUAGGCUUCUGAUAACACACCCUUAACCCUCUAAGCACCUGGGACUCCACUCAGCCCCGGACUGUUUGAUUUACCCAUCUCAAAAACACAGCCAGCAGGUCGAUGACUGGCAGGCCUGUGCCCCCGGGACGCCAGGAGGAGGAGACAGCCAAAGACCUCGGGUUGAAACUGUCACUGGUGCGGGCUCCAGGCCACCUGCCCAGCAUUGAUGAGGCCCGACCAGCAGGCCUGGGCCCAGCCUCCCGCCGUGGCUCCAUGCUCGGUCUGGCCGCCUCCUUUUCCCGCCGCAACUCGCUGGCUGGACCAGGCAUGGGUCUUGGGGGUCGGCGACCAUCCUUGGGCUCAGUGCCUCCUUUAGGCUCACGGGUCAGCUUCUUGGGGUUGCCCCUGGCACUUCCCCGGAGGAUGGCGCCCUCAUAUCGCACUGAGCCAGCGCCCGGGGAGCGCUGGGAGGCCACGCAAGCACAACGUGCCCUGGAGGAGGCGCUGGCCGUGGGACUGCGAGACACAUGCUACUCUGACACCAAGGCCGGGCUGCUGGCUCGUGAGCUGUGCGAACUGGUGCACAACCGCCUGAGAGAGCUCAGCCCGCCGCGCUACAAGCUGGUGUGCAGCGUCGUGCUGGGGCAGCGCACCGGCCAGGGUGUGCACGUGGUCAGCCGCUCGCUCUGGGACGCAGCACAUGAUGGCCUGGCCUCUGCCACCUUCACCAACGCCUCACUCUUUGCAGUGGCCACGGUCCAUGGGCUCUACUAUGAGUGAGGAAGCAUCAAGUUCUGCAAA
Molecule: messenger RNA, 936 nt
Organism: Phyllostomus hastatus (greater spear-nosed bat)
Lineage: Eukaryota; Metazoa; Chordata; Mammalia; Chiroptera; Phyllostomidae
Gene: DYNLT4
Product: dynein light chain Tctex-type 4
Exons: 3
Coding region: 256-915 (219 amino acids)
Biological process (GO): microtubule-based movement
Cellular component (GO): cytoplasmic dynein complex; cytoplasm
Molecular function (GO): dynein intermediate chain binding
Source: RefSeq, a predicted model, not a curated record